AUGGCUGUAAAUUUAUUCAAAGUCUCGGUACUCACUACUUUGUACAUCAGUAUAGGAGUGAAAUACACAGAUUCGUCUCCUACUGAACCUCGAACACUGCUGAUCGACGGCCCGUCUCUUAUGUAUCUAAGAUCACAUCCAAAUGAAAUCAAGGAUGCUAUAAGUUCGAUCAUUGGUAGGGCACAGAAAUGGCAGGGUAAAACGAUAGACACUGUGCUGAACAAAGGGUCGGGUGCAAACCAGUGGCCCGGUUCCUCUAUAAACGAUUACUAUACGUUUUCUCCUUACUACUGGUUGGCCGAGGAAGCCCCUUGUCUUAAUGAGAACCUCUGCUUAUUGGCAGAGUUCACAGACGAUGACUUCACACAUCAUGAACUUCUACAAUUACCUGGCUAUAGAAAAACCUUGACAAACACACAAUACAGGCGCUUGAGCAAAGACUUUGACCCCGUGUCUGGUCUUGAAUGCUACAAGAAAGGACAAUAUGCUAAGUGUGAUGGUAUGGCAAAUGGGCAUACAAAUAACCCCAACGAUAAGCAGGCAAAAAACAAUAUGCUACAGGCGGUUCUGUCUUCUUCACUAUCUUACUGGUAUACUGGCGAUGAGAAGUACGCUAAAGUCGCCAGUGACUGGGCUAGAGCCUGGUUUGUGAAUCAAAAGACCAGAAUGAACCCAAACACGAACUUUGCGCAAGGUAUUACAGGUCUCAUUCCGGGACAAAAAUACGGAAUCAUAGAGGUCAAUCGAUUCAUACAGGAUGUUUUCGAAAUGCUAGAACUUCUGACAGCAGGGGGUAGAAAGCAUUGA
Molecule: messenger RNA, 807 nt
Organism: Sphaeroforma arctica JP610
Lineage: Eukaryota; Ichthyosporea; Ichthyophonida
Exons: 1
Coding region: 1-807 (268 amino acids)
Cellular component (GO): periplasmic space
Molecular function (GO): lyase activity
Source: RefSeq, a predicted model, not a curated record